AUGAUAAAUAUAUCAGCAUCGGAAUUUAUGAUCAUAUGUAGCAGCGUCCUCCUCGUUUUUUUGCUAUUGACCGAAGUUCUGGAUUGGACCCAAUUAUUUCCCUGGGUAGAAAACGAAUGCAAUUUUCCUCCGUUCACGUUCGGUUAUACGGACCGCAACGGGCCCCACAUGUGGAAACAGCUGUAUCCCGACAGUAAUGGUAGCAAUCAGUCACCAAUCAACAUUGCAACACAGCUCGUCGUUGUGGUGCAACCGUCCGAACCUCUUCGUUGGAACGGCUACGAUAAAGGACCACUAUCGACGACUAUAGCCAAUAACGAAAAUAACGUGAUAGUGAGCACAAUGUGGGGCAACUUGAAUCGACCAUAUAUCGAAGGUGGCUGUUUGACUAACAUUUACGACCUCUGCUCGAUGACGUUUCAUUGGGGACAAUCGAACGACGAAGGCAGCGAACAUACGUUGGAUUACGUUCGAUAUCCCAUGGAAUUACAAGUGUGGCACAUAAAACGCGGCUUUAACACACUUUUGGAGGCGAUUGCUGCCAAAGAAAGCGAUGGCAUACUGAUCAUCUCGUUCUUUUUUCAGAUUACAAACGCGGAUAAUCCUUAUUUGGAUCAUAUCGUGAGAAAUCUGCGGCGAAUCGUUAAACCAGGGACGAAAGUGCACGUUCCACCCUUUCCGCUGCUAUGGUUAUUUCCACGCUUCCAGACGGAUUAUUAUACUUACAACGGUUCUCUUACUCAGCCACCCUGCAGUGAAAUCGUUACGUGGAUCUUGCAACCUGAACCGAUCGCUAUAUCAUCGUCUCAGAUCGCGCAAUUUCGACAAAUUUGCUCACCGGAUGGUCCUAUACCGUUAAAUUGUAGGCCCGUACAACGAGUGAACGACCGUAGCGUGUACUUUUAUUCGUAGUAUUUGUUAACAAAUUACAAAAUUAACUUUACGUCUU
Bombus terrestris (buff-tailed bumblebee) is the source of this 949-nucleotide messenger RNA. RefSeq names its product carbonic anhydrase 1-like. The record is from RefSeq and is a predicted model, not a curated record. The transcript has 5 exons. Gene Ontology annotation, cellular component: cytoplasm. NCBI's taxonomy places the organism in Eukaryota, Metazoa, Arthropoda, Insecta, Hymenoptera, Apidae. Bases 1 to 912 code for a protein of 303 amino acids. Gene Ontology annotation, molecular function: zinc ion binding; carbonate dehydratase activity.